AUGAAGCCGACAGCACCACCCAUCAAGCGAGGGUGUGGAAGACCAAGAGGAAGCAAUAAUCAACCAGGUGCAGGACAUGUUGGCAGGCCACGCAAUGAUGGACAGCCCCCUCGAAAACAGCAUAAUGGACACAAUGAUGCAGAGAGUACUACUCCAGUACCAAACACCUCACAUAGCGCCAUGCAAACACCGUGCAAUGACAAGGUUCAACAUUGUGGCAAAGAAUCCACUCCGACAUCAUGCAGAGCCCUUGCAAUUGAUGUGGAUUUGGACUCGGAGGUGUUCGAAAACCUUGAUCCUCCUGUGAGGGUUCACACCAUCCCUCCCACACUUCCAAUUGUGCCUUGUUCUGCAGCCUGCAGCGAGGCCAUGCAGGGUGCCAACCUAGUGUUGGAGGCACCUACUGCCUCAACCAUUGUGCGAACACCGCACAUUUUGCCCAUCAGUACUGAUGCCCAAGAACAGCAAUCCGAGCCUGCUGCUAGCAUUUCGCCUCAAACUUUAACCCACCAGCCACAGGACUUCUCUGAGUCUGGACCAGCCACUACUAUACACGAGGCUGAUCCACCUGCAGAGUCGAGUGCAAUGGGUCUUAUUGAUGUUCCUGAGAACCCGUAUAGCUCUGAUCUCGAAGUGCCUGCCCCUCGUGACGACACUGAAAGUGAUCAGGAUGAGGAAGCAUCCCUGGAAGACAAGUUUUGCCCCAUUCCUGAUGAUGGAGGGGAGGAUGAAGACACGGAGCAUGGAAGGGGGACUUCGACAUCUGGGGCAGGGAUAGGACCAGUGCCAUUCAUGCAGGUGUUGCAGUCAUUCCACUACAAAAACUUCGACAAUCUUCACCUUCAAUACCUGGAGCUCGUGCACGACCAGCUACAAAAGUUGUCCAAAACAGUUUUGGGGUGGGCAGUGCUCCCUUAUUCACUGCACUUCAUACAUACUGUGGUGAACGAGUACUCUGAGAUUUGGUCCAUGCUCUUCAUGAUGACGAAGGGACAUGAUCAAUACAUGCCCAAUCUGCAUGAAAUCAGCGAGUCACUGGUGAAGUUUGGACAUCCAGAGGUCCAGGCUGUUUUCACCGAUAAUGUCCGCACAGACAAAAUGAACUCGAGCAAUUCCCUUCCCCUGCUUGAAUUUUCUCAUGGAUCAUGGACCAUUGUCGAGCUGAGCAACACCCAUCAAGUCAAUCACCGCUUUGAUGUCAUCAUGAACCACCGAACGAUGACAAACCCAAACAUUAUGGUUGCAUUCGACAUGGAAUGGCUGGUCAAUUUGGAGACCAGAAUCCACGGUCCAGUUGACUUGAUUCAAGUGGCAUAUCAAAAUACUGUCUAUCUAAUUAAGACUGCUCUGUUUCUUGAAAAUGGUGUCAUCAAGCUCACACACUCCCUCCUCGUGUUUUUGUAUUCAUCACUAUUCAAGAAAGUUGGUGUUUCAGUCAGAGCUGACUUCAAGCGGCUGCAGAAUGACUGCGGGAUGUAUCAUGGCACAGCAUCAGAUGAACCGUUUGCAGGACACGUGGAACUGGGAGCAAUGGCUAAGGAGCGUGGUGCUACUGUGAAGAGGACUGUGGAGCUUGCUAAACUUGUUAGAAUACUUCUUGGCAGGCACCUACCAAAGGACCCCCAAGUCUGUGUUAGCCCUUGGUGCAUUUACAGCUUGUGGGAAUGGACAUUGCUCAGCCUGUUGUGGCCACCACCCCUAGUGGGACUGCAAUUGCACUCCUGGCACCUGAUGGACAGGAGGUGGCUCACAGGAAUUGUGGCCCUCAAACGUCCUCCUGCCCUCAAUGGUGUUGACGUGUCACCGAAACGAGUCGUGAUGACAGUUUCUAAAGUGCUUGUGCCAUCUUUCCUGCUUCCUGCUCACCUACAGAAAGCAAAGCAGGCAAAAUCACUCGCAUCAUUCAGCAGUACUCCAUUUUCUAUUGUUGCUGAUAUCCAAAACCUUCACAUCUGCCCCUCAACUCACGACGAAGGCUCUGAUGGUCCAUCAUCUGGUUCAUGCACAGAAACCCUUGGUGACCACCAGGAUCCCGAGUCUGGAGUCUUGGAUGCAGGAUAUAUUGUUAGCAGCAGCCCUCUGAUGAGCACUCUUGUCCUGAAUGAGGAUGAGUGUGAUUGGUGA
This is a messenger RNA of Suillus subalutaceus, 2124 nucleotides long. RefSeq lists its product as uncharacterized. Gene Ontology annotation, molecular function: nucleic acid binding. The coding region runs from base 1 to 2124 and encodes 707 amino acids. The record is from RefSeq and is a predicted model, not a curated record. NCBI's taxonomy places the organism in Eukaryota, Fungi, Basidiomycota, Agaricomycetes, Boletales, Suillaceae. The transcript is spliced from 12 exons.